AUGGCGUCUCCGGAGAAGAUGCUUCUCCCCGAGAGACAGAGCCACCGAAAGUACCGAGCUGCCCUGAAGAAGGAGAAACGGAAGAAGCGCCGGCAGGAGCUCGCUCGAUUGAGAGACUCGGGACUCUCACAGGCAGAAGAGCAGGAGGAGGAAGAUGCUUUUCUUGAAGAAUGCCAACUGGAAGAAGAGAGGCUGUUGGAGACAGAGAGGAAAAAGUUGCAUGAGGAGUGGUUACAGAGAGAGCAAAAGGCACAAGAGGAGUUCCGAAUAAAGAAAGAGAAGGAAGAGGCAGCCAGGAAGCGGCAGGAAGAGCUAGAGAGGAAAUUGAAGGAAGAAUGGGAAGAACAGCAGAGGAAGGAGCAAGAAGAGGAGGAACAGAGACUUCAGGAGAAGAGAGAGAGAGAGGAAGCUGUCCAGAAGAUGUUGGACCGGGCUGAAAAUGAGUUGGAAAAUGGUGCCACAUGGCAAAAUCCAGAGCCACCCUUGGAUGUAAGAAUAAUGGAGAAAGACCGAGCUUACUGUCCAUUCUACAGUAAAACAGGAGCGUGCAGAUUUGGAGAUAGGUGUUCACGGAAACACAAUUUCCCAGCAUCGAGCCCCACCCUUCUGAUAAGAAGCAUGUUUACAACGUUUGGGAUGGAGCAGUGCAGGAUGGAUGACUACGAUCCUGACGCCAGCCUGGAGUACAGCGAGGAGGAGACCUACCAGCAGUUCCUCGAGUUCUAUGACGAUGUGCUGCCUGAGUUCAAGAACGUGGGCCGAGUGGUGCAGUUCAAGGUCAGCUGCAACUUUGAACCUCAUCUUCGGGGCAACGUGUAUGUCCAGUAUCAAUCGGAAGAAGACUGUCAAGCGGCCCUUUCCCUGUUUAACGGGCGUUGGUACGCAGGACGGCAGCUGCAGUGUGAAUUCUGCCCAGUGACCCGGUGGCAAAUGGCAAUCUGUGGUUUGUUUGAAAGCCAGCAGUGUCCGAGAGGAAAACACUGCAACUUUCUUCACGUGUUCAGAAACCCCAACAAUGAGUUUUGGGAAGCCGACAGGGACAUGUACCUGUCACCAGAUCGGACUAGCUCGUCCUUCGGGAAGAAUGCAGACAGGAGGGAGAGGCACCACGGCAGGUCAAGGAGGAGGCGCAGCCCUGGCUCGGACCACUCCUCCAAAAGGAACGGUGAACCCUGCCGGAAGCGCAGGAGCAGCCACCGUGACAAGUCCCACAAGCAUGUGAGCCGGAGUCGUGAACGGCGGAGGUCCCGGAGCAGAGGGCGGAAAAGGGACCGCAGUCGGGCCCGGAGUCCCCGCAGCCGGAGCCGCCGCCCCCGCAGCCGCAGCCGCAGCCGGAGCCGGAGCCAGAGCCGCGGGCGCAGAGCGCGGGCCUCCAGGUCUAGGAGCCGCGGCAGGAGGAGGUCUGCGAGUAGAGACAAGACUGGCCACAGUCCCAAAGCCAAAUAA
Messenger RNA from Elephantulus edwardii (Cape elephant shrew), 1446 nucleotides. RefSeq names its product zinc finger (CCCH type), RNA-binding motif and serine/arginine rich 2 (gene ZRSR2). The transcript has 11 exons. The coding region runs from base 1 to 1446 and encodes 481 amino acids. Gene Ontology annotation, molecular function: metal ion binding; pre-mRNA 3'-splice site binding. Gene Ontology annotation, biological process: mRNA splicing, via spliceosome. Gene Ontology annotation, cellular component: U2AF complex; spliceosomal complex. Lineage: Eukaryota; Metazoa; Chordata; Mammalia; Macroscelidea; Macroscelididae. The record is from RefSeq and is a predicted model, not a curated record.